Cladophialophora immunda is the source of this 1723-nucleotide messenger RNA. RefSeq lists its product as uncharacterized. The record is from RefSeq and is a predicted model, not a curated record. The transcript has a single exon. Lineage: Eukaryota; Fungi; Ascomycota; Eurotiomycetes; Chaetothyriales; Herpotrichiellaceae. The coding region runs from base 1 to 1542 and encodes 513 amino acids.
AUGGAUCAGCGGCCGGCGAUUGUGAUCGCAGGCCUCGGGUGCGAGACCUCAAUUUUCACACCGUCCAGAACGCAUUUGCCUGCUUUCCAUGCAAAACGCGGCCUUGAAAUCAUCGACACAUAUCCCUUCAUCGACAAGGAUGCCCCUCUCGGGAAGAGGGCGGAUUGGCACGGAGCCCUGAUUGCUAGGGCGCUGCCAGGAGGGGUUGUAACGCGUGCUUCUUUCGAGGAACUCGCCGGCGAGAUCGUUGAGCGCCUGAAAGCGAUUGUAUCGUCAACCACUAUCCAUGGACUAUGGUACGAUAUCCAUGGCGCCAUGUGCGUCGAAGGCAUUGACGACUCCGAAGCAGAGCUUCUGCGGCGCAUCCGACAAGUUGUUGGUCAUACCGUGGUUGUGUCAGCGUCCAUGGACUUGCAUGGCAAUGUAAGUCGCGAACUGGUGCACGAGACAGACCUCAUCACCUGUUACCGCACAGCCCCGCACGUCGACGUGCUUGAGACCAAGGAGAGAGCUUGCCACAACUUGGUCGAGCUACUCACAAAGGCUCCUGCUGGAAGGAGGGCAGACGGCAGUCCUGUGCUGCCACUCAAAGCAUGGAUCCCUAUUCCAGUCCUACUUCCAGGCGAGCAGACUUCCACGCGUGUGGAACCCGCGAAGCAUAUUUAUGGGGCCGUUCCUGGGGCAGAGUCAAAGUGUGGUGUGAUCGAUGCUGCGAUUUGGGUUGGCUAUCCAUGGGCCGAUGAACCACGAAACCGUGCGGUUGUCGUUGUAACGGGCUGGAACGAAGAGACGAUCCAGCAUGAAGCGGAGAACCUUGCCCAAGUUUUUUGGGAUGCGCACGAGGACUUCGACUUUGUCGGGCCAACAGGAUCCUUCAACGAGUGUCUCGACGAGGCUGUAGCAUCGGACAAGCAUCCGUUCUUCAUUAGCGAUUCGGGCGACAACCCAACCGCCGGAGGAAGCGGCGACAUGACCUGGGGUUUGAUGCACCUGCUGGCUCGUUGCGAGUUCAAACACCCUUCCGGUCCAACGGUGAUUUACGCCAGUGUUCCCGGUGCUAAAGCAGUCCGCACGUGCAUCGAUGCAGGGAUAGGUGCAACCGUCACAGUGACCGCCGGCGCUGAGGUGGAUGAUAUUCAUUCGGGGCCAAUCACCCUUACGGGUCGAGUGCAUUCAAUCAAACACGGAGACAGAGAUGCUCGCAUCGAGGUUGUCCUACAAGUAGGCAAUGUCUUUGCCAUCCUCACUGAACUCCGUAAGCCGUACCACCACGAGCAUGAUUUCACGGAUCUCAACCUCAAGCCUCGGGAAGCGGAUAUUGUCAUUGUCAAGAUCGGUUAUCUGGAGCCAGAAUUGCAUGACAUGGCGGCUGACUGGAGACUUGCCCUCUCGCCUGGUGGCGUGGAUCAAGAUCUGAAGAGACUUGGGCACAACCGCAUCCACAGACCCAUGUACCCUUUCGACAACUUCGACAAAGCACCUCACCUCUCGGCCCGCAUCAUUCAACCUUCGCAUGGACCCCUCUCUGGGAUAUACGAGUGACUUUCCAUGUGACUGAGAAACUCUUCGGCCCAAAGUUGUUACAGCCAGUCGUCGCCUUUCAUGUGUAGGACCUUGUCGCUCAGUUCGAGAAUUGGAUUACUCCAAGGAUUAGGAAAGGAUGAUACAAGACAAUUUCUGCCUGGCUAUUUGGCGGUCCACCUUUGAGUGGUCUGGUCUUCCG